AGCCAUCUUUGCUGCCGAAUGCAGCCAAAGAGCGCAGCGCGCAUUCUGUAUGCAAUCCUGAAUGAAUUCAAACGAAAGGUUUUAUAAAUGUGGUGCAGCAUCGCACCCCUAACUCAAAUCUUUAGUCAACGAUAGCAUAUGCAAAUAUGUUGGACACUAUCUAUGCACAUACGUACGAUAAACGUAUAACAUUCAUUCAAUUCAUAUUAUGUUAGUUGGAACUAAAUAUAACAGAUGCAAAUCUAUAUAAAAUGUACCGAGUUUUCACUUCCGUGAAAUUUCUUAAAUCGUAGAGGUGGUUACAUCUGUUCGAAAUAAUAAGCUUAUACAAGAGGUGUCCACCGAGCCAAUGCUGAAAAUGAUUGGUCAUUACUCAUUAGCAAGAAUUGUUACUAUUCUCAAGAAUUUCAAUUAGCACGUCACUAAUUCUAUUCUACUUACAACUGAAGAUUUCAAACUAAGUACUUUUUGCAUAGCUUAUUCUGGUUAAUUACAGAUUUAUUCAUGGUGCGAUAGUAUCCGCAAUAAUACUUAGCUCGGCUGAAUACUACAUUAAAAAAAUUUAUAUAGCUCUUGGCUGCCUUGCCCAAAUUAAAAGUAGGAGGCAUGAUUCGUACAGCUAACUGCGGGAGAAUAUUGCCUAAACACGCUUUGACGAUGAGGAUUUGGAUUUUUUAAAUAUUUGAUAAGCACCCCUCGUCAAACGAUUUUCGCAUUCUUCUUAUUUUUCCCUUCAAUUAACCCGAGACUAAUAUAAAAUUCUUCAGUAAAACUAUGUACUGCUAGAAAUAAACUGAAGAUAUCGAUGGCAUUUUCUCGUUGUACGAAAUCGAAAAUCUAGUGCAAAUGAUUCGCACUGGAAUCAUCGGAUUUAUUAAAAAAAUCCGCUUUCUAAGUUUAAUAUCAGAGGUGCCACCUAUUCGUACUGCCUGCGACUACUGCAUUAUCGAUGCGUUUACUGAUAACAAACAUUGUGUAGUGCAUUGUGAUCAACUGUGAUGAUGGAGUAGGAUCACGGUAUGCGAGAUGGAGUGAGAACAUGCCUAUUGCUCUCUCUGCAUCAUUUUGCCUUUUAAUAAUGGGUGGUGGAAAGUCUGAUCAAAGUAUCCAAUGCUUCCUUCAUGUGAUGUACACAGGCCAUUUGUGACGUAUAAAGCUUUGAAUCGACCGUAGCUCAAAAUUGGUGAAUAUGACAAUAUCCUAAUACUUGUAUUCUUCGUUAAACUAUCAGUAAUCAAGCUAUGGCCAUUCCUAGAUCUAAAUCAGAAGGAGAGUGGUAAUUAUAGUUUGUUUCUUAGAUUUGUUCUUGUUGUUGCACGAAUAAGUAAAUCGCAGGUGCAAUGGAGGUAGACCAUAAUUGGCAAUGCAAGUCUAUCUUGGGUAAAGGUGGAUUUGGUAUCGUAGAACUUUGGACAAAUAUAAACACCGGUGAUGAACUAGCUAUAAAAAAAUGUAAAUCUGGUAAUGCUGUAUUAACCGAGAGGCAAGAAGAACGAUGGAAAGAUGAGAUAAAAAUCAUGAACAGGCUGCAACACCAAAAUAUUAUUGCCACAAGACCUGUUCCAGAUGAAAUAAGAAGGAUUAUAGGGCCCUUACCAGUCCUUUGUAUGGAAUACUGCAGAGGAGGAGACUUACGCCAUGUACUGAAUGAGAGUGAGAAUUGCUGUGGUUUACCAGAACCAGAUGUUCUUCAAAUAAUGAAAGAUGUUUCCAGCGCGGUAGAGUACCUUCAUUGCAAACAUACACCUGUUUCACAGAGUAUAACUCACAGGGAUUUGAAACCUGAAAAUGUUGUACUGCAACGGACAAAUAAUGAGAUAAUCUACAAGUUGAUAGAUCUGGGUUAUGCCAAAGAACUGGGCCACGAUAGCAUCUAUGCAUCGCUUGUUGGGACCUUGAACUAUGUGGCACCAGAGUUAUUAUGGAAACAUAAGUAUAGUUGUUCAGUUGAUUACUGGAGUUUAGGAAUAUUAUUCUUUGAAAUAAUAACUGGAUCCCGACCAUUUUUGCCAUCUGAAUCAAAUCCAGUGGCAUGGAGAAAACAUAUUGAGCACAAAUCGUACAACGAUAUUUGCGCACAAUAUGUAAAUGGCAGUGUGAUACUUCAAGAAGAUAUUCCGGAACCUACAGACAUAAGCCCAUGUAUCAGAGACGCACUGGUAAAUUGGUUCAGACUCGUUUUACAAUGGGAGCCUAAAUAUCGUGGAUGUGAAUUUAUUAAUGGUAAUCACAAACCUGUCGUCUUCCAAUUGCUCAGGCAAAUCCUCUUGAAGAAGGUAGUUCACGUUUUCUGCGUAUCAGAAUAUCGAAUAAUUAGUUAUGAGGUAAAUGAAUCGACCACUUUGGGAAACCUGCAGUCUAGGCUGGAAGAAGACACCAAAAUAGCUGUAUCUAAUCAAGAGCUCAUUCGGUCUACUGGAGAAGCUAUUACGGAAAAUGAAGUAUUACAUGAUACGUUCCUAACGCUUUUUAGCAAAGAAGGUAUUUUAAUGCACCUACCUGCGCCUGACCUACCUGCACUCGUUGAUAAGAUGAUAGUAUCACCCAAAACGACUAUGGGCAUCUACGAGUUGAAGCAGUGCUAUUCUGCAGCGAUGUUUUUUAUAAAAAAAGAAGUCAAGUUGUUGAAAUGUUAUAUGAGGGCUCUCAGUAUGAAAAUAGACUUAAUCAACUCAAGAUUGGAUACAAUAAUAUCAAAGACUCGCGAAACGACUCUAGGGGUCGAUGUGCUGAGAGCUGAAUUCCAGUCCUUGUGUGAAUCAGUAAGGGGUGGUGUAAAUAAUUGCCUUGAGAAGUGGGAGAACGAUUUAAAGACAAACGCGAUCAAACUAGAGCGUCUAUCGGAAGGAGUAGCUGCCCUUGGGAAAAGAUGUGAUACGUUCCCACAAAUACGUGAAAUUUUGAGAGGGUUCAUAGAUAUUGAUUGGAUGUCAAAAUACGAAGAAUCCUUAAAUAGAGUAGCAGUUGAAGUUGAUCGGUUAAAAACGUUACGUACGUCUACCAAAAACCGUCCAACUCAGAUGGCACUGAUAAUAGCAGAGUUCCUAAAAUUCCGCCAAUCACAAUUGAGUGACCCAAAAUUCGCAAAAAUCGCAAGACACAUCAGUCAGAUGGCUAAACCGCAGGCGGCACAAUAUUUGUUAGAAUUAGAAAAUAUUGUUGAAUCUCCUGUUGCAUUGACCAAUGUAUACCGGCAAGAGAUUUCAAUUAUGAAAAAGAAAUGGCAGAAUCAAAAAGCGACAGUAAGUUCUUUUUGUGUUAGAGAUCUACCCAUGGUUGUGGAAGCUAACAAUGACGCAGUUCUUUCAUUAUCGCCGACAAACAGCACAAACGUUGCAGCUGAUAGCGUCAUAUACGACAACUUAGUCAUACGAUACAUGAUGCAUGACGUUAUGUCCGACACGUUUGAAAGGUUGUUACAAAUCCGUCACUUAAGUCUGUGAUAUGAUAAAAUCAAAGAUACAAUGAUUUCAAAACGUAUGUGAUAUAAAAAAAAGUGAUUGAAAAUAUUAUUUGAAUAUUCUAUUGUUGGAACAAAAUAGUACAUUAUGCAACAAGGAAAUAAAGCUGUAGUAUAUUCCGGCGGACGACUGAACUGCCCGAGCAAAAUUUCUGAGCGGCAGUAUUCACUCGAGAGAAUUUUCGGGAGGGCAGUAAGUCCGAAGGAAUGAUUAACUUUAUUCCUGCGAUGCAUAUGUAUAGGAUUUUAUUUCUGACUCGACUGUGAAGACCACUUUUCGUCCCGCAAAUUUUCUUUUCUUCGUAAAAUGCCGGAGAAAAGUAUAGUAGGGAAUCAGAUUCAACUUUAGUCCCGCCUUUCAGGUCAAAAAAGUUGUCUUUACGUUUCAGUCGGGAAUAAGAAAUUAUAGUAUCAUAGAUAUAUUCAACUAUAUCGGUGAUAGUACUUGUAUUAUCUAUCACGUGUUACAAUUUUAUACUAAAUUAGCUGAUCAGGUCACGCGAUGCCGUGGCUCAGUUUAUUAGUAAUAGUAUAUAAGAUUCAUUAUUGUUUCAUAAUAAAAAUAAAGAAAUUUUAACAAAG
Molecule: messenger RNA, 4042 nt
Organism: Athalia rosae (coleseed sawfly)
Lineage: Eukaryota; Metazoa; Arthropoda; Insecta; Hymenoptera; Athaliidae
Gene: IKKbeta
Product: inhibitor of nuclear factor kappa-B kinase subunit beta-like
Exons: 12
Coding region: 1341-3443 (700 amino acids)
Biological process (GO): peptidyl-serine phosphorylation; tumor necrosis factor-mediated signaling pathway; positive regulation of transcription by RNA polymerase II
Cellular component (GO): IkappaB kinase complex; cytoplasm
Molecular function (GO): IkappaB kinase activity; protein binding; ATP binding
Source: RefSeq, a predicted model, not a curated record